Messenger RNA from Pantherophis guttatus, 1145 nucleotides. RefSeq names its product F-box/LRR-repeat protein 8-like. NCBI's taxonomy places the organism in Eukaryota, Metazoa, Chordata, Lepidosauria, Squamata, Colubridae. Gene Ontology annotation, biological process: positive regulation of protein ubiquitination. Gene Ontology annotation, molecular function: protein binding. The record is from RefSeq and is a predicted model, not a curated record.
CUCGGAGGAUGUCUAACGAGAUUGACGAUCUUUGGAACUACAUGCCCGAAGAAAUUAUGGCCGGUGUCUUUUCCUUCCUCUCGGUUAGAGACAGAUACACGGUUUUACACGUGUGCAAGAGAUGGGCUGCGGCUGUGGCUUCCUCUGCGGCUUGGAGUUUUACAGAACUUAGUUUUGACUUCGAAGAGGAAGAGGAGGCCUGCAUAUUUAGGACGUUACACCCGUACCUGGUCCAUAUCAGACACCUGAAGAUUGUACUGAACCAGUACUUGGAGUUAAACCGAAGACUUGCCACCCAAAUCAUGGACAUGCUGGCCCAUAAGAGAGUCAAGCUGCGGGCGCUGCACAUUAUCUGCCAGGGGUUGAGUCCUUACUUCUACUCUGGCCAAGACCUCCUGCAAAGCGUCCGCCUGCUUUGCCAAUGCAACCAUAACAUCGAUCUGCAACACGUCGACUUUCGGCAAAUGCCCUUCAUCCUGGACAACGGCACGGUGCUUCUCCUGGCUUCCAAGAACCCAAACCUUCGCACCUUCCUGAUCAACAACCGAGCUCCUGGAGUCAUCAUCCUGAAACCGGAGACCAUCGUGGAGGUGGCGCGGAUUUGCCCGAAACUGACGGUUUUAGGUGUCUAUUACACCAGCCUGUCGGAGGGCCUGUUCCAAGAACUGGUGAAACCCAACAGGGGACCGUUCCAAUGUCUGGAUGUUUUGUACGGAGGUCUGGAGAAGCACAUUCCCGAAGAAUGUUGGGCCGCGAUGAGCAAGAGACACCCCCAGUUCCGGGUGAACUUUGAAUUCGCCGCCAUGGUGGACCCCACCAAGGUCUCCGGCGUCCUGAAGGCUAGCAUUCCCAUGAAGUCCCUGCAGUUCAAUUACCUUCCUUACGUGACGGAUCAGCUGAGGCUGAUCGCCAACUGCUACAGCCAGACAGUGGAGAGGCUCAUCCUUUACACGGCCGCUUCAGAUACUGUCAACUCCUCCCUGAUCGAGUUGGCCAAGAAGUGCGGGUGCCUGAAGGAGGUGCAUUGCUACUGCGUGGUUAGCCAAGCCGUGGUGGACGCGUUUCUCUUGCACUGCCCUCACUUGAGGAACUACACGCUGUCCACCACACUCUUGUCUUCUAUGUUACCAAUAUUGUGCCCUUAA